AUGGCUCUCUUUCAACGCCAACCCCCUCCUUCAUUGUGGUUUUCCUUCCCAGCAAGUCGACUAGGUCAACGCCGUCGCGAAUGCGCCGAUGCAAUCACCCCAGAUUCCAACAUGGGGAACAGCAAAUCCACACAGGACCCGUCCCUGUACAAGCCCAGAUCCAAGCCUAAGCGCAAUAGCACAUUAUUCUCAAUAUGCCGAGGAUCGAAGAAACCCACCAAUGUAUGGGACCCACCAGCCUACGACGACCAAGACUACAAAUCCCCUCACACCCAGGUCAAGAUGUCCACAGACUCUGACUCUGACUCAGACUCGCGAUACUCAUUUCUCAAAGACUUCGAUACCAUCUUCCUCGUCGAUGAUAGUUCCAGCAUGAGCGGGCCUCGCUGGCGCGAAGCCGAAGAAGCCAUCGCGGCCAUCGCCCCAAUAUGCACCCAGUACGACAGUGACGGGAUUGACAUCCACUUUCUGAACCACCGCACCAGUGGCGAAGCAGGUUCCUACCGCAACAUCACCACAGCAGCAGAUGUGCAAGAAAUCUUCCAUAGCGUGCGCCCGCGCGGUUCAACGCCCGUCGGCCGUCGCCUCCUCGAGAUUUUAGCGCCAUAUCUACGGCGCGUGGAGCAAAUGCAGAACGGGAAUGCGGUCUUUGUGAAGCCGAUCAACAUUAUCACAAUUACAGAUGGCGAGUUCACGGACGAUGCGGAGAGUGUGAUUGUGCAGGUUGCUAAGACGCUGGACAAUCCGCGAUUAAAUGCGUUACCGUGGCAGGUUGGGAUUCAGUUUUUCCAAAUCGGGGAUGAUGUGAGUGUGCGGAGGUACCUGCAGGAGCUGGAUGAUGAUUUGGGGAAGUCCUGUAAGGCGGGGAACCUGAGGGACAUCGUGGAUACGGUCCCUUGGCGCGGACAACAAGGGCAGACGCUGGAUGCGAAUGGGAUUUUGAAGUGUGUUUUGGGAGCUGUAAAUAAGAAGUUGGAUCGCAGACAGGUCUGA
Penicillium maclennaniae is the source of this 993-nucleotide messenger RNA. RefSeq lists its product as uncharacterized. The transcript has a single exon. Lineage: Eukaryota; Fungi; Ascomycota; Eurotiomycetes; Eurotiales; Aspergillaceae. The record is from RefSeq and is a predicted model, not a curated record. Bases 1 to 993 code for a protein of 330 amino acids.